Messenger RNA from Scophthalmus maximus (turbot), 3192 nucleotides. RefSeq names its product transmembrane protein 41B (gene tmem41b). Gene Ontology annotation, cellular component: endoplasmic reticulum membrane. The transcript has 7 exons. Lineage: Eukaryota; Metazoa; Chordata; Actinopteri; Pleuronectiformes; Scophthalmidae. The record is from RefSeq and is a predicted model, not a curated record. The coding region runs from base 183 to 1034 and encodes 283 amino acids.
CUGUGACGCAGGGCGCCUCUGGAUUCUCACGUGCUCUGAGGAUGCGAGGUCAUUCUGUGUGACGUGUCAGUGUGAGCGGACUGUCACCACCGCACCGACCGGUGUCACUCCACCCGCCGGCUGCCGCCGCUACACACCUCGGUGCCCCCAGUCCGGCCGACCUCGACGCAAACCGCCGGAAAAUGGCCAAAAAGCGACGGGAGAGACGAGAGGCCGACGGCUCGUCCUCGUCCCAGGACGAGGCGAGGGCGACCGGUAGCGACUCCCGGGCACUGAGGGAGGUUCAACAUAGUGCAGGUGGCUCAGCGCGCAUGUCGCUCCUGAUCCUGGUAUCUAUCUUCACCUGCGCUGCCUCAGUCAUGUACCUGGUCUACAGGAACUUCCCGGAGCUUCCUGAUGAUGAAAUGGAGAAAAUCAAGAUCCCUAAAGACAUGGAUGAUGCCAAAGCUUUGGGAACCGUGUUGUCCAAAUACAAAGACACCUACUACACUCAAGUGCUGGUGGCCUACUUUGCAACAUAUGUUUUCCUCCAGACAUUUGCAAUACCUGGAUCUAUCUUCCUCAGCAUCCUGUCUGGAUAUCUUUACCCUUUCCCCCUGGCUCUUUUCUUAGUUUGCUUGUGCUCUGGCCUUGGUGCUUCCUUUUGCUACAUGCUUUCAUAUCUGGUGGGCAGACCUGUGGUCUAUAGAUAUCUCACAGAGAGAGCACAGAAAUGGUCACAGCAGGUUGACAAACAUAGAGACCAUUUAAUCAAUUACAUCAUCUUCCUGAGGAUUACCCCCUUUCUUCCCAACUGGUUCAUCAACAUCACUUCGCCUGUCAUCAAUGUGCCUUUGGGAGUUUUCUUCAUCGGUACCUUUCUCGGAGUGGCACCGCCAUCCUUUGUAGCGAUCAACGCGGGUACGACACUGUACAAACUGACCACAGCUGGCGAGGCCGUGUCCUGGAACUCACUGGCGGUGCUCGGUGUCCUCGCCGUGCUCUCCAUCUUGCCUGUCUGCUUCCAGAAGAAGCUGCAGCAGAAACUAGAGUAGAGCACUGCAAACACCUCAGAACCUCAUCUCCUGGCUGAUCCCAACACCCACUUCCCUCGGGCUCAGGAACAUCCAGCUGUCAUCCAAGUCGCUGCCUGGGGCUGGUUGGAGAAUCUCCACCCACUGGCACAAGCACUCAGUGACUUCAGAACGCAUGCAGUGGUGGGUCGUUCUUGGUGUAGAGUAAAGUUUAAACUUGCCGCUCCUUGCACAAGUUUUUUUUGGGGGGGGGUUCUGUGAAUUAUAUUGUUGACUGUGGCACAUUUUGUUAUUCAGAGCAAUUUCAUUUUUUGUUUAUAAUCAAAUUACUGCUUAUUAUCAUAUGAUUCUUGUCAGACAAUUAAAGGUGCUACUUGUAGGAUGUUGUAAACACAUUAUUCUGAUACUUGGAUUGAAAUAAUGUAGGUACCAGUUGUUUCAUACAUCUUACUUUUUAUGGGGCCUACUGUUUUACUUUUCUUGCUAGAAACUGCUAAAAGCAAUGUCAUCAGUAACUUUUUCCCUCUGGCAAUAGCGUACAAAUUACUUCAUCCUAGUUGUAGCACCUUUUUAAAAAAUCCACCUCCCUCUUUUAAUAUUUGUUUUGACAUGUUUGGGUCAAAUUUAAACCUAAUGAAGUGAACCACCACAGCAGUAACUGUCACGCUUCUAUUGAAAGUGGGUUUUCUGAAGUAAAUUUUUAAAAAACCUGGUGCUAGUCUUGGCACAUCUAUGCAGCGUAAGGGGAGGAUGAAACUGCGGUGAAGAAAAUGUUGGUGAGUUCCCAUGAUCGUUCUUGAGGUGCCUGGAUCCACUGCCACAACGCUGUUUUUAGUUUUACCCACUUCUUCAUAUUUUCAACCUUUUGUACUGUGACUUGUGAAGAAAAGACUAAGAUUAUGUAAAAUUUCUACAAGAAUGCCGAACACAAAUAGAUUUUUUUUUUUUUUAUUUAAACAGUGACUACUUAGUACGUCAACGCAACAGAUGUUUGUGUAGUAAGAUGCACAAAAUUGACAAAGUAACUCUAAUUUUGGCCUCUGAUGAUAUGCGAUAGUGAUAAAAAUGUACACAAUUGUAGGUGUGUGUGUUCAGAUCGUGUGUAUUUGUCUCCACUCCAUGAUAUUGUUUGCUAUGCCAGAAUGGAACUGCAGAUGUCCAAGUGUCCUCAAUAAGAUGGAAGUAUCCCAGCCUUACCUUGUUUUUAAUACUGCUUCCAUCCUCCACCAGGAGAAAGGUAUUCUGAUGUCUGAUUCAUGAUCGUUCUUUACAUCAACAUGGCUAAUUUUGUCCUGUGCAAUGAAAGAUUACUGAAAUGUUUUUUUUUUCCUUUGUUGCCUGUGUAAACAUUGUAACUUAUUGCUGUUGCUUAAAAUACUUUCAGGACAGUCACCAGAGAUGUUAAUGCAGUGAUUGUACAUGGAAGUAAAUCUUUUAUUAAAUCUCUUAAAAUUGCAUAUAUUUAUAGAGGUAGUUGGUUUGGCGCAUUUUGAAAUUUCCUGUUUUUACAUCUUGUUUUUAAUGUCUUAAUACUCAACAGACUUUCUGUGUCCUACUGUAACAUUAUUAACAUCUCCACAAAAUAAGCAUCAUGUUUUUGUUGAACUUCAGUUCUAUGUCUUAACAAGAACUGCCUUCAUGUAGCAGGAAUUAAUGCUGCAUCAAAUACUCUUGUGUUCUUAUGGUUCUUACUGGUUUAAUAAGGAACUACUUUUGUUCACCAGAAGUUCAUUGUUAUCGUGGAAAUUGCACCUUUGUGGUUAAGUCAAUAACUAAAUACUACAAACAGGCCCUUAAUGUUUUUCCUUUCCUUUUAAUUUAAUGAAAGCUAGAUGAUCUUCAUGUUACUCCAUAUUAUUAAAUUUGCCAACAAAAGAAAGAUGGUAGCUUUCAAUUCAAUAUUUUCCCUUUUUGCUAAAAUAUUUAAACUUAAACCUUUCCUGGACAUAAUGCUUUGAUAUUUUAUUGGUGUUUUUUGUCCUCUUACCCUAUCGAAGAUGCUGUGAGGCAACUCUUGUGUAAACCUCUGUUAACAUUUCAAAAAGCAGUAUUAUUUUGUACUGAGCAGUGAUGUCUUGCAGUAUGAAGUGUUUACGGAUUGCACAUUUAUGUCUUAUCUAAUCUAAUUUAUGUUGUUUUUAUAUUUAUUGAAUCAUUAAAAAUUAUUUUGUAGAAAAUA